Molecule: messenger RNA, 1911 nt
Organism: Trypanosoma rangeli
Lineage: Eukaryota; Euglenozoa; Kinetoplastea; Trypanosomatida; Trypanosomatidae
Exons: 1
Coding region: 1-1911 (636 amino acids)
Molecular function (GO): GTP binding
Source: RefSeq, a predicted model, not a curated record
AUGUGGUGGACACUGCGCCUCUUGCAGCAGGGAACUGGCGCGGCCUCAUUGUCGUCUCUCACCGAGUCAUGUGUCACACGGCAGUUAACCACAAAAAACAUACGAAGACCAAAGAAGGUGCAGCGGCAAAUGUGGAUGGACCGGAUGAAGAAGCGUCGACGAGAACGCGCAAUGAUGAUUGCCGCACAGGAGGAAGCUCAAAAGGCCUCAAUGAGCAGCCCCACUUUGAACGGCCGCGACCUUAUUAUGGCGCAACUUGCCAAUGAAAUAUUUAGCCGAGGACACAAGCAUGUCUGCUGUGCGACAAACAUUUCGUUUGUGCCGGAUGGCAAUCCUGCCAUGCCUGAGGUUGCCCUCGCAGGGCGUGGAAAUGUUGGCAAGACGUCGUUGCUGCGGUCCCUCUUCCGUGCGUCACGCGAGGUUGGGCGCUCCAACGUUAAGUUGCGUCGUGACGCAAUGAACUUUUUUAACGUCGGGGGCGGUGUGUUCAACGUGGUGGAUCUGCCAGGGUUUGGCGGCACCUCUGUCCCGUGGUCGACCGUCCUGCAGCAUGCCGUGCUGCUUCGAAACUUUGUUCAGUACCGCCCAAGUUUAAAGAUGUUGUACUACUGCAUGGAUGUGCAUUAUAAGCACGGUGUUUACAUCCAAGACAUUGAUGUUUUACGGUUUCUUUCAAAAGAGGUGCCGAACUUCACAAUAGUGCUGACAAAAGGCGACCAGCUCGAUACGACGGCAUCGAAGGACGUGUUCCGCCUCGAGGAUGUUCGGAAGGAGCUACUCUUCCACGACAUCACACAUCCCGUACUUGUCACCAGCGCAUACCACAUGGGUGGCAUUGAUGCACUGCGCUUUGACAUGGUAAUGAACUGCAUGCACACCGUCCCAACCGAACGUCUCACGCUGACAGAGGCGAAAAGGCUUUCUGAACGGCUGCUGUCACAACGUGAACUUGGCACAGUACGCCAGUUGGAUCUGCCGCCCACACAGCUUCAGGAAGAGCUGAUGGCGUGGGAGGUAGAGCUACGACAGGAACGUGAUGCGGAAGAAGAAGAAGAAGAAGGCAGCAAUAAUGGUGGUAGUGGUGAUGCGGUAGAAACGACAGGAAACAAUGCUGUUCCGGCAGGCAACUUGGGAGAUUCACAACUCCCUGUGUCGUCCAACAGUAAUCAUGGCCACAACGACAAGAACAGUGCAGGUAGCGAGCGGGCCUCCGCGGCAAUGGUGAGGGUGCCUUCCUCAGUGAGUUUCAAUGCGGUGUUGGAUCCUGAUCGAGACGUCGCCUUUGGCUCUCUCCGCAAGAAGGUGACAAACACUGCCAUGAUGAAGUACGUAAGACAGACCAGUCCGUGGCGCAAUCCGCUUGUGUGGCCAGCGAACGUGAUACCGACGAAGCAUCCAAAGUCGAACAUCAUGCGAUGCCCCGAGGACCCACACAAUCCAUACCUUACACAGGCUCAUUUUGUUUGCCCCCGAGCGGACAUGUUCUUUCGUCGCCCCAACGUGGGCGUGCGCCGGGCGUCGAACAAAGGUAGGUAUGAAUCCGACCGGCCGCUUGCCUUCAUUAUGAAGCCGUACACUAUGCCAUAUUUUCCGGAUAUUGUGGACGUAAAUAUGCACCCACUUCCCUGGACUUUCCUCGGCAGCCGUGAGGCCUACUACGAGAUGAGUGGUGGUCGACAACUGGGGGUGCGCUUAAGGCACUACGCCACAGCUGGGGAAGUUCGACCCCUGGCGGAAAAUCCAGCUCCCACAGAGCCGGAGCUUACGAAGGAGCUGCAGGCGCUUGAACGGGCUCGCUAUGGAGCCCCUAUUGCAAUGCUGCGACCUCCUGAGAAGGCACAUAAGGAGGACUUUAGCGCCCCUCUUGUCCUUGAUGCUGACGCGAAGGAUCACGAGAGAGUGGAUGGAUGA